Onychostoma macrolepis is the source of this 508-nucleotide messenger RNA. Its product is annotated as hemagglutinin/amebocyte aggregation factor-like. Bases 36 to 428 code for a protein of 130 amino acids. The transcript is spliced from 3 exons. The record is from RefSeq and is a predicted model, not a curated record. NCBI's taxonomy places the organism in Eukaryota, Metazoa, Chordata, Actinopteri, Cypriniformes, Cyprinidae.
UUUAAAAAAAUGUUUUUUUCCCUCCAUUCCAACUUAUGUUAAAAAGCGAACACAACAAUCGCUAUGAGGACCGGGUUUGGGACUUUGGAUGUCAAGUCAGCAGUGGCCAGACCUCAGAAUGUUCCUGGUCAAGUUACGUCAACGACUUCGACCAAGUGCUCCUCUUUGAGUGUCCAACACAACAAGUGAUUGCAGGAACGAACAGCUACCACAGCAACAGCUAUGAGGACAGACGCUGGAAGUUUUACUGCUGUAAAAGUAAGUUUAAUGCUGCAAGCUGUCAUUGGACCUCGUACGUGAACUCCUUUGAUGAGUACUUCCACUGGACCGUGCCUUUCAAGAACGUCCUGGUGGGCACUCAAAGCUACCAUCAAAAUCGCGAAGAAGAUCGACGAUGGAGGUUCAAGGUCUGUGUCCAAAACGCAUAGUGAUUCCAAGAUUCAACAUUCUCUCACAGUUCAUGAUGAAUAUUCUCUCAUGAUCCUCUGAAAUAAAUGCAUGUUGAAAA